CCAGAGAGUUCCCGAAAGUAAGAUGGCUGCGAUCAAAACAAAGUGCCAACCCUAGUGCACCUGCGGUCUAGGAAUUCGCGCCGAAAUUUGCCAAAAUUGGACUGUUCGGCAGUCGACAACGCUACAGUUGAUUUGGAAAGAUUUUUUCUAAGGUCAAGAACGUGCGUUUGGCUCCGCAGCAGCAACACCGUUGACGAGAGAAGACUCGAAGGUAGAGACAUUCGCGGCGCCGACCGCGGAUUUCGACAGCGGAAAGUCAUCAUUCGGCCCGACGACGACCUCGCGCUGUCAAGGUGGAGGAACUUCGUCUCCGAAAGGUGACGUCGUUAUGACCAUGGAGGAACCGGGCACGCCGUCUACGACGGCGUCGUCGUCGCCGCCGCCCGCGGAACCUCUGCUUGAUGACGACGGUGGAAGUUCUCCAAGCAGGAGCAGCGCCGGAUCUUCCACUUCCGCUCCCACAAGCCGUGAGAUGCGAAAUCGGGCUGAGAAGCAGCGCCGAGAUAAGCUGAACACAUACAUAGCUGAAUUGGCGCAGAUCAAUCCCUUCAUCAGCGGUAGCGACAAGAAGAUGGAUAAGACUUCUGUGCUUAGACUCUCCGCUGCAUGGAUGCGAUAUCAAAAAUACUGCGAUGCCUUGGACACAAACAAGCCACAGGCUUCAAGCGUCUUCGAAAACAACAACAGCAUCAGCAAUGUUAACAACAACAGUAGAAGUUUGGACGCUGCGUCCUCAUCACGUAUUUUCUACACGGGCGAUUUGCCCAUCCCUGAAAACCUGACUGAACACAUGCUUGAGGACAUGAACUGCUUCCUGCUGCUUGUGUCCUCGACUGGAAAAAUUGUAUUUGUCUCCUCAUCGGUUGUGAAGCUCCUGGGCCAUUCGCAGAACGAUUUGAUGGGACAGUCGAUAUUCAACAUCACCUGUCCGAAUGAUCAGGAUACGCUACGUAAGAACCUGCAGAUGGAUGAUGACGAUGAGCCAGGACCAAGCACAAGACCUGAGCCAAUGCGCCAGCGUAAAAACUUUUUUGUAAAAUUGAGUCAGAAGUCUUCAGGCCGAAGCGACAGCGCCCAGUACGAGAUAUUUCAAAUCAUUGGCAACUUGGUGGUGUUGAAUUCCGUAUCCGGCAGUACAAACACCGAUACCCACUCAACCCAGAUCUGCCGAAAGACUGUUGGUGCGUCUCGAGCAUGCAAAGACGGCGGUCAGCAGCAGUCGGGCCAGUCGGACUUGGUACUAAUGGCUAUUGUAAAAUCAGCCAACCUGCACUCGAGCGAUUUGGUGCGCAUGGAUGCCAAUAAGGAGGAGUAUUUCACAAGGCAUUCUCUUGAGGGUGAAAUCAUCUAUUGUGACCAAAGGAUAUCUGUUACUGCGGGCUACAUGGUUGAGGAAGUUUUUGGUGUGUCUGCCUUCCGCUACAUGCACCAUGAUGAUGUUAAUUGGUGCAUUGUUUCACUAAAGCAAAUGUACAGCAAGGGUGGUGGAUUUGGUUAUUCAACGUAUCGACUGCAGGCAAAAACGGGCAAUUUCAUCUUCUUGCGAACGCAUGGAUACCUUGAGUAUGACAAAGAGUCCAACAAACCGGUGUCCUUCAUCUGCAUCAACACGCUACUCUCCGAGGAAGAGGGUUGGCGAGGUUUGAAAGAGAUGAAGCAACGCUUCUCUGCCAAAGUCAAGAAUCAAGGGGCCAUCAUGCCAGCUUCUGAGGAUGAGGAAAAUAUAAAAAAGGAGAAUGAUACAACCCUAGAUGAUGAUAAGAUUGAUAUGCUUGUUGAAAAUCAUCUGAGCAAUGUAUCACCUUUGAUUAAGUUGUCAUUAGAUGACGUACCUGAUCCUGAAUAUGUCAAAUGCGUUGUUGCCUCAAAGCAACUCCCGCCACCAAGCGUUUCGAUCAAGUCUGCGCUGGCAAGUAAGCGUCGAGAUUCGGUUCCUGGACGAAGUCCACAGCACAGUGUGGCCUCCCCUCGGUCCCCUGCAAAGGAGUUGCCACCAUCACCAGUGGCGCUGCCACCGCCACCACCACCGCAGACGUUGUCUCUGCAGGCUGAUGUGUUUCAAACAGCCAAGGGCACAUGUCCGAAGAGACCGAAGGUUCCAGGACGUCGGGGAAGACCUAGAGGCUCAGGAGGCAUCAAGCGACGGGCGGCCCAGGUGGAGUCAACUUCGACAAAACGGAUGACCCUCGAAAGCACUUUCGAGUCCUUUGACUCCGAAACAGCACUACAGAUGGGACUUUGGGACGUUGACACGAGUCCACUGCUCAGCUCCACUGCAGACUUCCUGGACCCUCUCCCGCUCUACGAUGAUAGUACAGACCUGUCGUUGUUGAGCGAAUUGCAGGAUGACCUUCUCCUUCCAAUUUCACCGUCACAACCAGAUAUUCGACAUCAUCACCCCGCCUCCAAGGUUAUUUCGAGAGAUUCCCUUGAUGAGGCGGGAGUAUUGAACCAUCUGAAAACAGAUGUUGUAUGAACAGUGUUUAUUUGUGUUUUGUUUCCAUAUGGACAAUCGUGUAUGAUUGCAGCACCUUGUACUAAGAGUAGGCUCUACUAUUAUUCUAUGUAAAUGCUUUUUUCGGCCGACAUGAUUUUUGUAUAAUACGAAGAAAAAAAAACACACUACAUCAACUGCCUAAGGAGAAGAAAAAGAAACAAACGCGACGCUGCUUCAUUUUGCUCACAUUUUAGACAGAAAACAGAAGAACUUAAAACGUUUUAUAUCGCAUAGAUCUUAGAACUGAUCAAGGCUAAGCGGCGUCCUCAUCCCUGAAAUCAGACAUUGCUUAAAGAUAUAUUUUUUCAAUCAAAAUUCAGUAAUCAAGAAUACUUUAGACCUGUGUCUAUACAUUUCAUCCUUUUUGUCCACGUUCGUAACUACUGAGCAGGCAGCUUGUUUUCAAAUGACUUUUGCGGGCGCCGCCGCUAGCGCAAAUUAAUACAGCCUAUUAUACAAGAACACAAACAUAAUGCUGUAAUCUAAAUAGCGUAAAUGAUUAAUUAACUAAUCGUACUGAGAUUGUUUCGACUGAAGAGAAAUUAUGGUUAACCUCGAUUAUUAAAUCGCCCCAGCAGCGUUGAAUUCGAAACGUAACGACUGAAUUUUAUCGUAAAUAAUGGAAAAAAAACUCGGAGUCUUAUUAAUCUUAGGCGUAUAAUUAAUUAUAUUGUAUGAAAUCAUUAGCAGAUAUAUAAUUAAUAAUUGAAUAAGGAAAUCUUGUAAACAAUUUAGAACUACUUCUUGUAAGAAGAUUGGCUGGUGGUUUCAGUUAGGGUGGCAAACUUAGCCUCCAAGGUUAUGCAUAAUGUUAUUGUUCUUACAAUUCUUUCUAUCGUGCUGCUUUGUUAUUUGUUCAAAUAUUUUACUAUUUUCAAAAAAAAAGUGCGCAAAUUCUGCUCUAUCCGUAUGUAAAUCUCAAAUUUGCACCUGUUUAAAAUCUAAAAUGUCUUUGAAUAUUGUAAAGAAAUUUUUUGAUUAUUUUAUCAUAGCAAAAUAUUUUUAAUAUUCGGCACAUUUUCGAAAGAUUUUUUUUUAAACAACUACGAUGUCUUAUAUAUAGCAGCACCCUGUUUUAUUCAUAAUGUAUUAUGACUGUUCUUCACAUAAUUUUGAAAUUGCGUGCGCCUUGUUUGCGUAUGGCGUCUUUUUACUUAGUGGUUUUAAUUUUUCAAAACAAAAAUUGUGUAUUUAAAAUUUAUAUGACUAUAUAAUUAUUAUAAAAUAUUGAAAUAAAAAUGUAUUUUUCACAGAUGUGCUGCUGCUGCUGUAUACUAAAAUGUAAUUCAAAUUCUGCAAUUCUUAAAAGCGGAAAAAGUAUGUUAGCUCUGCUCGAACCUCUUAAUUUGAUUGUCAGUGGGAUGCGCAAAGUCUUGGAUUAUUAUUCAAAAAAUUUAAAAAAAAAAUUAGGAGGUUCGGGCGGAAUCGGCCGCUCAUCAGAAGUGUAAUGUGGCGUUUUUUACAUUUCCUCACACCACUCAGGAAGGCGUUGGGACUUUGGCAGAGGCACCCAAUUGUAUUUUUAGUCAACUUCAUCUUUAAAAAUUCAAAGUGAAAAAAUUAAAAAUUGAAUUUGUAUGCAAGCAAAGUCCCAGGCCGGCAAACAGAUCCCAUUUUCUCGCUACAAUGUUGAAGAACACUCACGACGGACUAAUUAAUUAUUAAUCAAUUAAUUGCUACAAAGACUGAUGAUAUUGAUGAUAACAAAAAGAAAAAAAAUACACGACUGCGUGCCAUUAAAUACCUCAUGUUUAACUCAACUCUCUUUAUUUCUGAACUACUUGUCGAUUUUCCUGCGGCUUUGGAUUUUCAGACUUUCUUUUUAUUUUGGUUUUCGUUGCACGUACGGGUCUGUUGUUAAUUGAUUAAUCACUUUGCUAAUUUUCCAGAGGUAAUUUAAAUGUGAAUUUUGUUGCUGUUGCCGAGCAUUUUCUCAUUUCGCAAUCGAUAUGUAUGCCACUCAUUUUCACUCUCACUGAAAAACAUUUGUAAAGGAAAAAUGCCAUAUUAUGUACGAGGAAAAAAUAAAAAUGAGCUGCGAGUUUAGUAAAAUAA
Molecule: messenger RNA, 4552 nt
Organism: Neocloeon triangulifer
Lineage: Eukaryota; Metazoa; Arthropoda; Insecta; Ephemeroptera; Baetidae
Product: circadian locomoter output cycles protein kaput-like
Exons: 14
Coding region: 329-2476 (715 amino acids)
Biological process (GO): regulation of transcription by RNA polymerase II
Cellular component (GO): transcription regulator complex; cytoplasm; nucleus
Molecular function (GO): DNA-binding transcription factor activity, RNA polymerase II-specific; protein dimerization activity; RNA polymerase II cis-regulatory region sequence-specific DNA binding
Source: RefSeq, a predicted model, not a curated record